Messenger RNA from Sceloporus undulatus (fence lizard), 1449 nucleotides. RefSeq names its product monoglyceride lipase (gene MGLL). Bases 368 to 1306 code for a protein of 312 amino acids. Gene Ontology annotation, molecular function: lipase activity. The transcript is spliced from 8 exons. The record is from RefSeq and is a predicted model, not a curated record. NCBI's taxonomy places the organism in Eukaryota, Metazoa, Chordata, Lepidosauria, Squamata, Phrynosomatidae. Gene Ontology annotation, cellular component: membrane.
CGGGCGGGCGGUCGGUCUCCCUCCUCCUCCUGCUCCUGCUCCUGCUCUCGAGAGCGCGCCCAGUGAGCGGGGCUAGUGGAGAGCGGAGCCGCCCAGCAGCAGCCUCAGCAGCCUCGGGGUGUAGUAGCCGCCCGGCAGAGAUUGCUCCCAGGCAGCAGCAGCAGCAGCAGCAGCAGCAGCAAGCAAGGGCGCCCCGUUAGUGCCAAGGCAAGAGGAGGAGGAGGAGGGCUGCUAGGAAGCGCGCCAGUGGCCCCGACCCUUUCGCAAAGGUUCCCGCUGCUGCCUCUCCUGCUCAGCGCCCUCGCCCUGGUCGCCUUUGGCUGGCGAUGCCGGCUUCUCCUUGGAAUGCAAAGCCCUGCUGCACAGGAUGAAACCAGCAGGUCAAUCUUCCAGGAUGCCAGAGGAAAGUUCCCCACGAAAGACUCCCCAGAAUGUCCCUUAUCAGGACCUUCCUCACCUGGUCAAUGCCGAUGGGCAGCACCUCUUCUGCAGAUACUGGAAGCCAGCCGCCACACCAAGGGGUCUGGUGUUCAUUGCUCAUGGUGCUGGAGAACACUGCUGUCGUUACGAUGAUUUGGCCCAGAUGCUGACAGGGAACAACUUCUUGGUAUUUGCUCAUGAUCAUGUUGGCCAUGGGCAGAGUGAAGGAGACCGUAUGGUUGUGUCAGAUUUCCAUGUGUUUGUCAGAGACUGCUUGCAGCACAUUGACCUAAUGAAGAAAGAUCACCCAGGCCUUCCUGUGUUUCUUCUAGGGCACUCUAUGGGAGGAGCCAUCGCCAUCCUCACCGCAUGUGAAAGACCAACUGAAUUUACAGGGAUGGUAUUAAUUUCUCCUUUAGUAGUUGCAAGCCCUGACGUAGCAACACCAAUCAAGAUUUUUGCAGCUAAAGUGCUUAACCUUGUCUUGCCAAAUUUGUCCUUGGGAACAAUCGAUCCAUGUGUGGUAACACGGAAUAAGAUAGAGGUUGACUCUUACGCCUCAGACCCCCUGGUCUAUCAUGGUGGCAUGAAAGUCUCCUUCGUCAUCCAACUGAUUAAUGCCAUUGCCAAAAUUCAGCGAUCUAUUUCCAAACUGACUCUUCCCAUCCUGGUGCUCCAUGGCUCACCUGACAAACUCUGCGAUAUCAAGGGCUCCUAUUUGCUAAUGGAUACUGUAUCAAGUCAGGAUAAAACACUCAAGGUAUAUGACGAAGCUUAUCAUGCCCUCCACAAAGAGCUUCCUGAGGUGACUACUUCUGUUUUUACAGAAAUACAAACAUGGAUUUUGCAGAAACUUUCGGCAGCCGAAGAAGCCCACCAUUCUUAAGAGAAGCCACUCUGUCACCUUCUUAAAUGAUGGCUAGGAUAUUCUGGGAGGGGGAGACCUCUUUUAAUUUUUUUCUACAACCUAGGGGGAGGGUACAAAAUCUCUUAAAGGGACUCCUGAAAUAUAUUAUUUUUAAACAGAAA